Messenger RNA from Symbiodinium natans, 2136 nucleotides. NCBI's taxonomy places the organism in Eukaryota, Dinophyceae, Suessiales, Symbiodiniaceae. The record is from the annotation of a GenBank genome assembly.
AUGUCUUCGGAGCCGGUCUCUGGCAAAAGGGAGCCCUCAGCUCGGCUGGAUGACAAGGUCCAGGCAGCCAUCUGGAGCAUGAGCAGCGAUGGCGUCCCCACGGACAAGAUCGCGCUGUAUCUAGAGCUCACAGCGGACGAAGUGGUCGCUGGCCUGGCGAAACGUCGCCGCACCGACGGGGCAAGCCAGGACAGCGCAUCGAGUGCCCCCGUGGACCCCAGGACGUCGGACCAGGAGGGCAUGGAGUCACUGGUCAACCGGCUCUUGACAGACCCCGAAGAGUUUCUUUGUCCCAUCCUCCAGUCACUCAUGGAACAUCCGGUGGUGGCCGAGGACGGGUUCACCUACGAGAGGGAGGCCAUCGAGGAAGCCCUGCAGAGACGUGCUCGGAGCCCGAAGACCAACACCACCAUGGGUGACAAGGUCAUCCCGAACCAAGACAAGAAGACAGCCAUCACGAACUACAAGGAGAAGACCAUGCAGGAGAUCAUGUCCCUGGCCUCCUCCGUGCCCAGUGGACAUGCCCAGAAGCUGCUUCUCCGAGCUGAGGGCUUCGUUCGGCCCUACCUCCCAGACAGAAGCACGCAGCGCAAGCUGGUAAAGCUGCUUCAGUUAAGGGCCGGUCUGCCAGCCAUUCUUCGGGGCGAUGCGGUCAAAGAGCUCAUCGAUAUUCUGGCCCAUGAUCCGGCAGAAGAGGAGGCCGUGAGAGAGCUUUUGGUCCAUUUUGAGGACUGGGGCGCAGGCCCCCACAUGACAUCGCCAUCUGUCAGUGACGAGGCUGUUGCCCACUUCCGCACGUUGGCACGGAAGCCGCCCGCCCUUCCCUGCCACGAAGCUUUGGACCGAGAGCUUGCGCACAGAUUGGCGGCCCAAGUGGAUUCUGCCAAGGGCUCGGAGGCUCUCUGGCAGUUUGCUUUGGAGCUGGGCGCGGGUCCCCAAGCCGGUGUUUGGCUUGAAGGGGCUGCUUGCGUUCUUGCCGCCGUGCAUGGAAAGAUCCAGAUUGACCUGGCAGAUCUCUCGGACGCACUCCUGAGGGCUGCAGCCAGGUUUCUGCAAGAACCCAGAGACAGAGGCGCCGAGGCUUUGGUUGCCGAACUCUUCGGCUACAAUCUUUGUCGUAGUAGUCUCAGUGGAGCUGCUGGCGCUGGCGGCUCAAGCUCGCUGGCGGCGAUACUCUUGGAACGGGCCAAGCGAUGCGAAGCAAACAAAGAUUCCGACGAAGAAGCUUUGCUGCUGGAAGCAUAUGCCGCAGAUCCCACCCACGUGGGCGUUCGAGAGCGCCUGCUGGAGCUCCUGCUUGGAGCUUUGGAGAGCUCUGGGAAGGUUGACAGGGAGGACGUCCUGCUGAAGCUGCUCUUUGUCCAGCACAAAAAGGUGCCAGAGGAGUUGCUGCCCAAGCUUUCCCUAGACCAACAUCACGUCCAAGCCUUGGACCCGCAAUCCGCCCUGGCCUUGGCAGAGCAGUUGACUUCAGCGAGCCGUUCACGUGAUGGCGCGAAGGUUGCUGUUUUGGCUGCCCAAGCGUUCGAUGCGUCCGGGAGAAGGGAGGAUGCACAGCGAGCGUACAUUCGCGCCUACAACAUGGACCGUAGCAACGCGGAUGCUUCGCACGGCGUAGUUGAGACCUGCGCCGAGUUGAGGACGAAGAUUGAUUCUUUGGAGCGCCGCGUGGCAGAGCAACAGGAUCUGAUCGAGAAACUGACUCUUCAGGUGCGGGAGAGGAACACGCAACACAGGAGCAUGAGCCUGGCAGGCGGCUGUGGCUUUGCUUGGGACAUUUCAGAGAUAGAUCCCGCUCAAGUGCCGAACGGGCAAUGCAGAGAGAGUCCGAAAUUUUUGCUGGCUGCGCACGGAAUAACACUCUGGAUUAGAUAUUACCCACAGGGCAACAAGGAUGCAAAUAAUGCAAAUAAUGGAAUGGCAAGUGUUUUUUUGCACCGCUCGCAGCUGAGCAAAAUCGAGUGCAGAAUCUCCGUUGGUGGUAAGGAGAGAAUCUUGGGGUCGGAGACGCCAUUCGUUGAGGCAGGAGAAGGACGGGGAUGGUGCAAGUUCAUUCGAAUCGGCUGUCAUCGGGAAAUCCGCGUCCGCAUCGACGCAGUGCAGCUGAAGGACUCUGCCCUCAAGUGCCUUUACUGA